GUUCUGAAUGUUGCACUGACAUGAUCUGUCUCGAAGCGAAAUAUUUUAAUCUCAACAGAAUUCUUUUGCAGUCUAUUGCAUUAUGGCCGUUUCAACAAUCGAAACUUGUCCGAAUUCAAUAUAUUAUAAGCCUGACUAUUCUCCUGGGUGCUCUUAUUUCGCAUAUAAUUACAGUUUUGACGUCAACAUUUACACUUGCAUUAACUAUUAAACCUUUCUCCUGUGUACUCUUCUACACUAUUUUAGUGAUACAUUACAGUUCAUUCGGAGUAAACCUGAAAACCCUAAAAGAUUUAUUAACACGGCUUCACUGUGCCUGCACUAAAUUAAGAGAUAAAAAUGAAAUCGCUAUAAUACAAAAGUAUGGCAGGAAUGCAAAAUGCUAUACGGCUGCACUCAUCGCAAUCUACAUUAGUGUGAGCCCUCUUUUUUGGACCAUUGAAAUGUUAAUGCCUUAUUGCGAUAUCGUUAUACCAAUAAAUGGAUGCCGACCACAACGAUUAUCCAUAGCUUUCGAAUAUUGUAUUCAUCAACAAAAAUAUUACUAUGUACUUCUGCUCCAUAUGAAUGCAGCCAGAGCUAUUGGAAUAUUAACAUUCAUAGCAACGGGAACACUGAUGAUUGCGUAUCUCCAACAUACAUGCGGAAUGUUCAGAAUUGCUUGUUAUCGUAUCGAACAUGCGAUGGAGAUUAAUAUAGAAAAAGAUAUUAGUGGAAACAGCGAGUCUUCGAUAUCCAAGAAAAUAGUUUAUGCCGUACAUAUUCAUCGAGAAGCCAUGAACACUACAUUCUGUGUUUACAGAUUAUCCGAGCAUUUGAUAUCCAGGCUUGAUACAACGUACUUUUGUUUAACAGUACUCGUGGUGAUUACUAUGAGUCUAACUAUGUUUCAAGUUUUUCAGACUAUAUUAUCAGUAGAUAAUACACUGGACGCUAUGGUUCCCUUUAUAAAUCUAGUCAUUUUAAGUCUGUACGUGUUUUUUGCCAAUUUCUUUGGACAGAAUGUUAUUGACCACAAUAAUGAAGUUUAUGCUGCCGCAUACAACAUUCAAUGGUACAUGUGUCCUAUCCAUGUACAAAAAUUGAUACUACUGCUUUUGCAAAGAAAGGCUAGAGAAUUUCAUUUAAUUUGCGGAGGACUGUUCAUAGCGUCUUUCGACUGUCUCGCAACGGUAAAAAUUAGCAACAUAUGAUGGCAACAGCAACGAUGUCUUAUUUUACACUCAUACAUUCCACAAGAAGAUAAAAUAGAAAUAUGUUACAGAAGAGAGAAAUAGUAGAUGUAUAAAAAAUAUAGUACUAUGUUCCAUAUUUGGGGUGAAAAAGAUUAUAGCUCUGAACAUAAAUACAAUUCCUAAAGUUUUCGCUACGAAAAAGAUGAUAACAAUAUUAUAUAUAUAAUUACAAUAAAAUUAUCCAUACGAAAGUAUUACUGUAUUAUACGUUUACUAAGUAUAUUAGAAUUGAGCACAUUAUACUAGUUCUAUUUUGGUUAUUCAUCAAAUCAAGUAUUCAAAGCAUUUUAUUUUUAAAAGCAGCAGUAUAUAUGGUCUCGUUAAAUAUUAUUACAACAAAUAGUUUGAUAUUAUGUCAUUGUAGACAUACGUAGGUCUAUAUAAAUAACCAAUGACAAAUGAAAUAGAUCUAGUAACCAACCUCACAGAAGUGCAUAAAGCAUCAUAUCUCUGAAAUAAUAUUAUUUGUUCUUAUACAGCAAUUAAUUGAUACUAAGUUGUUACUUCAAAAUGUAUAUUACCAAGAGAGACGGGUAAUAAGUAUAGCAAAAUAAAAUAAGGAAUAUCCGAACGUAAA
This is a messenger RNA of Ooceraea biroi (clonal raider ant), 1812 nucleotides long. RefSeq lists its product as uncharacterized. Gene Ontology annotation, biological process: sensory perception of smell; detection of chemical stimulus involved in sensory perception of smell. The record is from RefSeq and is a predicted model, not a curated record. Gene Ontology annotation, molecular function: odorant binding; olfactory receptor activity. NCBI's taxonomy places the organism in Eukaryota, Metazoa, Arthropoda, Insecta, Hymenoptera, Formicidae. Gene Ontology annotation, cellular component: plasma membrane.